Pygocentrus nattereri (red-bellied piranha) is the source of this 3220-nucleotide messenger RNA. It is a transcript of the gene mertka, whose product is annotated as c-mer proto-oncogene tyrosine kinase a. Lineage: Eukaryota; Metazoa; Chordata; Actinopteri; Characiformes; Serrasalmidae. The record is from RefSeq and is a predicted model, not a curated record. Gene Ontology annotation, biological process: phagocytosis; nervous system development; protein phosphorylation. Gene Ontology annotation, cellular component: signaling receptor complex. The transcript is spliced from 19 exons. Gene Ontology annotation, molecular function: transmembrane receptor protein tyrosine kinase activity; ATP binding; protein binding. Bases 338 to 3142 code for a protein of 934 amino acids.
ACAGUGGUCAAGUGAAAAACAAGGCGGACUGAAGUGCUUUUGAGAGCAUCCCGAGACCUGAGUCAUACUUUGUGACGUCACACCGGCAGCGUGCACAGCUGCCGCUCUGUGAGGAAUGUGUAGACUGUGCUGAUGGUCGGGUGGAAAGGAGCUUGAGCUGGAGCGGAGCAGAAAUGCCGUCUGCCACUUCUCUGGGAUUUCUCUCAAACUCGUCCAUACAGCUGUCUGUCUUUUAACUGGUUCCCACUGGGAGGACUGGAAAAAACACCCAGACGACCUGCAGACAAGUCUUAAAAGUCUGCCAGGAGAGACCAGCGCGGGACAAAACGAGCCCAAAAUGCCUUUAAAUGUGGCAAAGCUUCUCCUCUUCGGGAUUUUUUCGCUUUCGAUCAGUUUGACGAGCGCUGGCAGUCAAAUACGAGCCCCACUAGCAAUUGUCCGCCCUGGGGGUCCUCAGGGGGGCCCGCCUAUGCGGGGCUCGGAGCCCUUGGUGGUUGCUGGACGGGCCCAAGGCGUGCACCUGUCCCAUGAGGAGAUCCAGAGACUGCGCUUCAGGCCCACUGUGGGCACGAUCCGCCUGGCAGAGGGAACUGAGUGCAAAUUCAACUGCUCCAUCGACUACCGUGACAUCGGACAGGAGCUGAGCAUCAUGUGGUAUAAGGAUGGCAGAGAAAUCCCUGAUGGCUUGCAGGCGGCAGUUUACAACCAGGGAAACGUUACUCUGCUGUCUUCCAUCAGUAUUAAGAACGUCCAGCGAGCAGAUGCUGGCGAGUACCACUGCAGACUGAGCGUCAGUAACAAAGUGAUUGAGUCAAAUUCCGUCAUUGUGGAGGUGGAGGGUCCGCCAACUUUCACCAAGCAGCCAAAUGAUGUGAAUGUAACACGGAACACCUCGUUCACCUUGACCUGUGAGGCGGUAGGUCCCCCAAGCCCUGUUAUCAUCGAGUGGCUUCACAAAGGCCACAAGAUUAACCAAACCGGACACUCUCCCAGCACUGUCACUAUCCAAGGUGUGGAUGCACCCACCCAGUACAGCUGUGAGGCGCACAAUGCUAAAGGAGUCAGUGUGUCUAAAGAGGCUCACGUCAACAUUAAAGGACUUCCUGCCAAGGUGUCAAAGGUUACUGUGGUCAGACGGGAAGCAAACAAGCUCUCCCUGAGCUGGAGUCCUGGACACGAUGGCUUUUCUCCUCUCACUAUGUGUCAUAUCACGGUGAGGGAGCUGGACAGAAAGGUGGGCAGCCCCACUGGAGCGCACAGCGCCUCAGUCCCUCCGUUCUCAUAUAACAUUACUGGCCUGAAGGCCAUGACCUGGUACAACAUGAGCGUGUCCUGCAGCAAUGAGAUCGGCCCCUCGCCCCCAAGCGCCUGGGUCCAAAGCAACACCACUGAGGGAGUGCCUUCAGUGGCCCCUCAGAACGUGAGUGUUCAUGUAAAUGAGUCCAUGCUGGUGAUACGAUGGAAGCCUCCUCCAGCCGACAAGGUGAACGGAAUCCUGCAGGGAUAUGACAUCAACAUCAACGAUGGGAAACACGUGAAUAAGAUUCGCAGUAUCUCAACAGAGGCAGCGGUGGCCAUGCAGGUGUUUAACACCACAUACAGUGUGGAGGUGAUGGCAUGCACACAGGCCGGCUGUGGAGUCAAAAGCUCUCGAUACUGGUUCUUUGUCCCUGAGCUUGAUGUACCUCUGUCCCCCUCUUCCAGUCCAGACACGUACGGCUCAGACUCUGUGUAUGUCGUGUUAGGAGUGGUUUGUGGCUUCUGUCUUCUGCUUGUGGUGAUGUUUGGGGCCAUAUGCCUGCGUGGCCGGAUACUCGAGACUCGACUAGGGAGACUGCUUGGAACUGGAGAAAAACUUCCGACCAUCGUGGAGUACAGACCUCAGAGGUCCUACAAUCGGACAGCCAUCGAAAUGACGCUUGCGAAUUUGGGGAUCCGUGAAGAUCUUCAGGCCAAACUUCAGGACGUGAUGAUCCUGAGAAACCUGCUGUCCAUUGGAAAAGUCCUCGGAGAAGGGGAGUUUGGCUCUGUGAUGGAGGGCCACUUGAAGCAGCCAGACGGAAGCUGUGAAAAGGUUGCAGUGAAGACCAUGAAAUUGGAUAAUUUCUCUCAGAGGGAGAUAGAGGAGUUUCUCAAUGAAGCUGCCUGCAUGAAGGACUUUAACCAUCCUAAUGUCAUUAGGCUCUUAGGAGUAUGUUUAGAAGUAGGUCCAGGCCACUUCCCCAAGCCAAUGGUCAUUCUUCCAUUCAUGAAGUACGGAGAUCUCCACAGCUUUCUUCUUCGCUCCCGGAUCGGAGAAAGUCCUCAGUAUCUACCCACACAGACUCUGCUGAGGUUUAUGAUCGACAUAGCAAUGGGGAUGGAAUACCUCAGCAGCAGAAACUUCCUCCAUCGAGAUCUCGCUGCACGCAAUUGCAUGCUGCGUGACGAUAUGACAGUUUGUGUGGCCGACUUUGGCUUGUCGAAGAAGAUCUACAGCGGAGAUUAUUACAGACAGGGUAGAAUAGCCAAGAUGCCUGUGAAAUGGAUCGCUGUGGAGAGUCUGGCAGAUCGAGUCUUUACUGUGAAAAGCGAUGUGUGGGCGUUUGGUGUGACCAUGUGGGAGAUAGCCACUCGAGGCAUGACUCCAUACCCAGGUGUCCAGAACCAUGAGAUUUAUGACUACCUGCUGGAAGGCCACAGGUUAAAGCAGCCAAACGACUGCUUGGAUGAACUGUACAGCAUCAUGUUCAGCUGCUGGCGCACUGACCCCAUGGACCGGCCAGACUUCACAAAGGUCAGGGAGAUGCUGGAGAAGCUGUUAGAGAAGCUCCCUGACAGCUCCAGCAGGAACAACAUCAUCUACAUCAACACCAGCUUCCCUGAGGAAGAGCCGCUGGCAGAGACAUUGACGGAGGGCCCGCUCCUCACCUCCUCGCCCUCCUUCAGCCACCAGGCCACUGACCUGUCCGUUGUAACGGCAGAAGUCCACUCUGCCGCAGAGGAGGACGACCGUUAUGUCAUUGUUAUCUCCUCGGAGGAUCUUGCUACUGUAGCGGAGAGUAGCACUCCUCUUUUACCCGAGGACAGCCGGGAGCCAGACAGCAUUGGGGGAUUAUCAGAAUUCCAGCAGUCCUCUAGUGACACGGCACAUUUGCUCUGAGACGUGAAGAGGCUCAACACAAGGGGCAAACAAUGCUACACUGCAAUAAAUGACAUCUUAACAAGUGGAAUCAUUUCA